Messenger RNA from Trichomycterus rosablanca, 6208 nucleotides. RefSeq names its product cytoplasmic phosphatidylinositol transfer protein 1-like. Gene Ontology annotation, molecular function: phosphatidylinositol binding; phosphatidylinositol transfer activity. Gene Ontology annotation, biological process: phospholipid transport. Gene Ontology annotation, cellular component: cytoplasm. NCBI's taxonomy places the organism in Eukaryota, Metazoa, Chordata, Actinopteri, Siluriformes, Trichomycteridae. Bases 456 to 1448 code for a protein of 330 amino acids. The transcript has 9 exons. The record is from RefSeq and is a predicted model, not a curated record.
AGUAACGAACACUCGGAGCUAACAGCAACUUCAUCCCGAGGGGAAAGAAAGCGUUUAAUACGAGCGCCGAUAUGUCAUUAAAUCUAUAUAAACCGAACUGAAACCUUAACCAAACCGACAAACCUAACUAAGAGGAACAUGUGGGGACGGAAAAGCUGCAUUUUGUAGCGUUGUGACAGAUGAGUAAAGCUAGCGAACCUUCUGCUUCAAACAUCUGCAGGAAGCGCCUGAGGUGAUUUCCAUAACUAACUACACAGCCCCGCGUCGUCUUUAUUUUUAUUACAAAACGGACGAGCUGCUUUUAUUCUUUUAUACACCGUUAUAACGUUCGCUUUUAUAGACGUUUGUUCUGAGGAAGCGGUGAAGAACAUCUCGACUCACUUGAGGAAAGCCCGUACUGCCGUUCUUCUGUAGCUCCUCUCGGGUCUUACUGAGGUGAUUAACGCAGCACGAACAUGUUGAUGAAGGAGUACAGAAUAUGCAUGCCACUCACCGUGGAAGAGUACAGGAUUGGCCAACUUUAUAUGAUCAGUAAACAUAGCCAUGAACAGAGUGAGCGAGGAGAAGGGGUGGAGGUGGUGCAGAACGAACCCUUUGAAGACCCUACACAUGGCCACGGUCAGUUCACAGAGAAACGUGUCUACCUCAACAGCAAACUGCCUAGCUGGGCAAGAGCAGUCGUGCCCAAAAUCUUCUACGUGACCGAGAAGGCCUGGAACUAUUACCCUUACACAAUCACAGAAUACACAUGCUCAUUUUUGCCAAAGUUCUCCAUCCACAUAGAAACCAAGUAUGAAGACAAUAAAGGAUCCAAUGACAAUAUCUUUGAGAAUGAGCUGAAGGACCAGGAGAGAGAAGUUUGUUUCGUAGACAUUGCCUAUGAUGAAAUUCCAGAGCGCUACUACAAAGAGUCAGAGGACCUGCGGUAUUUCAAAUCAGAAAAGACGUCUCGCGGCAUGCUGCAGGAAGGCUGGAGGGACACGCAGCAGCCCAUCAUGUGCUCCUACAAGCUUGUGACGGUGAAGUUCGAGGUCUGGGGCCUGCAGACACGCGUCGAGCAGUUUGUUCACAGGGUGGUGCGGGACGUACUGUUGCUGGGUCAUAGGCAGGCCUUUGCCUGGGUGGAUGAGUGGAUUGACAUGACCAUGGAUGAGGUGAGAGAGUACGAGCGUACGAUCCAGGAAGCCACCAACGAGAAGAUCGGCGUGAUUCCUCCGUCCAUUUCCAUUGGUGGGACACCACUUCCGUCUCUGGCCCCUACUGGUCCAGCCAGCGCUCCAUCCACCCCACUGUACACAGACGCCCCCGAAUUCCUCUCUGUCCCCAAAGAGCGCCCUCGCAAGAAAUCUGCCCCGGAGACCCUUACUCUGACUCAAGCUGGCCAAUCAGAGCCUGCUCCUGCCUCUACCAACUCCUCCCUCAGCCCUUCAUCCAGUCAGGUGGAGUGAUUGGGUUUAAGCACACCUCUUUGUGACUUUUCCGGUCAAUCAGGAUCACACAAAGAACUCACUUGGAUCCUUCCACUUUGUUUUAUAAAAGGUUCCAGAAGCCUAAGCCUGUCAGGCUUGACGUCUGGUUGUAUAAUGGGCUUCCUGCCUUCAAGGUAGCUGCCAUCUCAUCUAAUUCUAAUUUGUCAUGGUCAUUAACAUCAGAACUGGUUAUUGUGAGACUUUUACUGUCAUAAAAACAUGAAGGAUACCUGUUCUUUUUUCCAACGUCAUUUUAUACACCGUACAUUAGAUGAUUCUAUUUGAUGGUUUAAAUACAGUUGCUGCAAAAUCUUUUAGGCAUACAUAUCAACACGAAACAUUAUUUUAAAAGAAUGCUAUCUUAUAACUUAAAAUCUUCUAUUCAUUAAGACACAAUCAUGUGCUUGCAAACCGACCAAUCAGAAUGCUUCUCAGGUCUCCAUAGAUGCCAGCCUUUCCAAAUCCACGGCAGGAAAUACACAGUGUUCUCUCUCAGAUAUUUAGAUCUACAGCCAUCCAGGAUUCCUAGAUUCCUACCCUCGUACUACCGGCCAGAUCCGUCUUAGUAGAUUUUUGGUUCUAAUAAGAUUAGGUUUGCAUUGCAGCCAGUGCCAAAAUAAAAACAGCCGGUGGAAGAGGCAUAUAUGACAAUCUGACAGUCUAAAUCACAAAUACAACAAACAGUCAUGCAGACCCACAAGAUAUGAGAAUCUGGGGUGGAGGAGGUUGGAGUAGAUCAUAUAGUGCUCUUCUACAGACCUGGUGCUGGUGCUUGUGCUAGUUGAGGGAACUUGAUAAAUUCAUUUUCUUUACAUUUAGACAGCACAAAUAGACUGUCUUACACAGGCUUUGUACUGAAUGGUAUUUAGCCUGUGUUCUAUGUUGCAGGAAAAUCACAGAUCCUGAAAGAAUUAUUUGGCCUGAGUUGCAAUAUGGUGUUAAUGGAAGGCACAGAAGUUGGUCUGAUGAGAGCAGUUGGCAGCACGCUCAUCUAAAAGCCACCCAUCCAUGGUGGAGCAACGGCAGUACCACCAGCAUCAAUGCCUUAUUUUUAUUAUGAGAAAAAAGCAGCGAAAUUGAGCCUUCCUAAUGCAGACAUCAGUCAUCAAACAUCAUCAUAAAAGAGAUGAAGUUUUUGCCAUCACUGGUUCUUAGUAACAAACCAGCAGCAUUUUGGGGCUGGAACCAAACCUUUUCUGGACAAGGCACCAGCACAUUGUCGGUGGUACAGAUACCAGAUAUAGAAAACCUGACAGGCUGCAUAUUAGCACAUAAUGAAAUAUUAGCAAAUCUCAGUAGACUGUAGUAAUGACUGAGUGUUUGUCUUUAUUAGACUCUCAGUCAAUAAAUAGUAAGUGUUUAGUCUGGCGAGCAUGCCUUGGUUUCAGGAGGACUUUAUUGUCUGCAUGCGAGAACGAAAUCGAUGAGCCAUUCUUUGCUGAAAUGUGUAGAUGCCUGAUGAUUUUGCUUCCAGCUUUUAGAGUAAUACCAGACAUAAGUAAUGAAUUAUCGAAGUAUAAAAUAUUCUUAACUCUUAGCAAGUUUGUGCACGUUGUUGGCUAGACUGAAAUUUAAACUAGACAAAAUAAGACCUAAUGUUCCUGGCUGCACUGGUAAAAAAAAAAACACUUUCUGCUGCUUUCCUUAAGAAAACGGUGUAGAAAGGGUUUGUUAAAGGCUGCAUGGACUGUUCACAGGUCAGUAACCUCCUGUGUAUAUGCAUUUAAGAGGCAGGGACUGCUGCUGAAUGUGAGUUUGCUUAGUUUUAUAUUGAUUAAAGGUGUGUCAAAGAGAAGAUGAGCAUGCUCUGAGUGAAAGCAGCUCCGACAGUGCCUCUGCAUGUGUGUAAAUACAUAAAUCGAUAUUUCUGUAUGCUAAAAUGUUUUAAACUAAAGAUAAUCAGUUCCUGUAAGGUUGUUUUUGUUGAUAUUUUCUAUUUUGUACCGGUUUCUUUUAUGAACGGAGAAGCACCUCGAAUGGAACAUUUCAGCUUCCAUCCAGAGUCUUUAAUUCAUCCCAAUAGUAUCCAAGGAACUGUUUUAAUGAUGAGUCCUUAUUUUCUGAAAGGGGGUGUUUUGGGUGAGAAUUAAAAUAUAAUUGCAGAAGGCAUGUGCCAAUUCCAUGUGCCAAACCUGCCACAUUACUACCUGUACCUGUUGAAGGUUACAAUGUGCUCCUGUUCAGCAAACUGAAUUAAGGGGCUGCUUUCCUGUGGAGGUUGUUUGACACACUCUCACUCACUCACAGUUAGUUGGUAAAAGUUUCUCUACAAGGGGGAGCUGUUGGCUCUGUAGUUGGAAGUAAAUAAGUGAAUGUAGUUAGGUACAUUUACAUUUUCAGCAUUUAGCUGACACUUUUAUCCAAAGUGACUUACAGACAGUAAAUUAUCUAAGCAAUUGAGGGUUAAGCGCCUUGUUUAAGUGCCCAACAGUGGCAACCUGUCAAAGGCGGAACUUAAACCCUUUCAAUUACUAGUCCAUUACCCUAACUGCUAGGCUACAACUGCUAGUAUGUUGCCCUGUGAUGGAUUGGCACCCUGUCCAAGGUGCAUUCCUGCUCUCAGGCCAGUCAUCUUCAGAUCACAAUGAAACGGUUCCAGGAAACCAAUAAAUAAAUAAUGUGUUAUAUUGAUUGUAUAACCCCAUAAUUAUUUUUGUAGGAUCAAAAUAAAAAAAAAGAUCUUGGCAGGACUGUUAGGCCUGUUUACUAAAACACAACAAUUUGCAUUACAUAGCAAAAAAAACAUGUUGCAUGUUCACUUUCCCUGUACAUUCUGACGACCUCUGGCAGUUGCUGCAGUCUAGCACACACACAUCUCCUCUGACAUUCUAGAACAGACUAACUGCAUCUUUACACCAGCCUCAGCACAUAAGGUGGAGCACGCUAUUCUCUCUGUAUUUCUCCACCGUUUGUGCUGGCAAAACAAUCAGACAGCAGGAGUCGCUCAUGCAGCAAGGAGGUUAUACCUCAUCAGACUCUAACCGUCUUAGACACAGCUGGUUGGGUCUAAUUCUGCACCACUCAAGCACCUCUUAAUUGGGGCUUUAAACGUUUUAGUUGUAAUUUGUUCUGAUGGCCUUGUGUACAGAUAUUAAUGACCACAAUGAAACCCCAGGGGUACCAAGAACUCUCACAACAAAUGGAAUCACGGCACUAUCAACGUUCUUUUGCACUCGAUGCCAGGGACACAAUUCUGUCCAAACCAAUCAGUGUGCUUCUGCCUGAACCAGGCUUUGUAAAUAUCUUUUGUACAGUUUCAGUUGUGAAGUGGAAACAUUGGGAGUAGAUCUCCUGUGACGGUAUCUUGUUUGCUUGUCCAUCAGAGUCGUUAUUUUUAGAUGUCAUGCUAGAAACUGCAAAUGCUGUUCUGCGUUAAAGUUCGGAAGGUAAAUCAAAAUGAGCCAGGUAAAGUCGUCUGUUUGCUAGCUUUGCUUUUUUUGGAGUGCAUAUCUUGUUUCAAGGGGUAACAAUAAACAUUAAUGGUCAGUUUUUUCUAAAUCUAGAUGCUAGUUUUUGUACAUUUUGAUAAAUAGUGGUUAUAAUUUUGAGUUAAUGUUUUUUUUCUUCUCUUCUUUGGUCUGGUUUCUAUCAGUAGCAGCUUUGUUAUACUGUAGGUCUAAUAUUCAAAGCCAUAGUACUUUACUAGCUUUGCUUUUCUAAUUUCAUUGGUCAGUGAUUGGAGCAUUUAUGUACCUGAGCCAAUUUCUGAGUAUUUGUUUUAAAUUUCUUAUGCAGCAUUUGGUGCCCCUUAGGACAUCAUGGUUUCCAGUUCAUCCCAGUUAAUAAAAUGCACUGACAAGUAAUGUAAUAUUCUACAUGUUAUAUGCCGCUAACCACAUGCUGAUAUUCAGUUCAGUUACAGAUAUUCAGCCUUAUUUUGGUUUAGAUUGUCACUAUAUUUCACAUGAAAGCACUCCUGAGUGGUUUAACAGUCUAUGAACAUUUACCCAGCCAGAUGUCUCCACAGACAUGAUUGGUAAUGUCCUUAUGGGGUGGUUCAGAGGCCGAAGCCUUGUGAUGGAUUGGUGCCCAGUCCAGGGUACUUCUGCCUUCAUCAUUAAUGAUCAUUAAUAUGAAUUAUGAUGAAUUAUGCAGCCCUGGUAUCCACAACAAUAAUUAUAUAUAUUUUUUGUUUUUCUCCCAUAUUUUGCGGUCAUCAUAUCCGAUCUGGUCCACAUACCGGGCUUGGCACAGAUUUUUACACCAAUUAAAUUCCUGAUGCAACCCUCCUUAUCCGGGCUUCGGACCGGUUCAGAGAGUGCACCUCCCAAUUGAAUUGCUAGACUGUUUCGGUCCCCCCCCCGCCGACUGGCCGAUAGCACCACUGAGAUUCGAACCCCGGACCCCCAAUCUCAGUGGUAGUCAUCUAGCGUACUUAAGCGCUGCAUGACCUAAGCACCCCAGUAUCCACUAUAAUAAUAUUGCCGAAUAUUGUGGUGUAUAUUAUCUUUGUCAGCACAAGCCUCAUUUAAACAAAAAUCUGCUUUUCAGCAGAAUGUAAAAGCUUGCUUUUAAAAUUCUGGAUUGCAAGUAAUUGCUUGGACGAAGCCAUGGAUAGCUGAUGCUGCGCUGCCUGCCAGGACAGCCUCCUCCCAAAAAGUGUCCUCUUCUACUAUGAUGCAUCUUCUUUCUGCUGACAGAAUGGCUUCUCUAUGAUGCUUUCUGUAUAUUCUUACUGAUUUUCUGAUUUGUUGUACUUAUUGUUUUAUCUUGUAGCAAAUAAACUUUACUUGCUAUUA